Messenger RNA from Vitis vinifera (wine grape), 838 nucleotides. RefSeq lists its product as uncharacterized. The record is from RefSeq and is a predicted model, not a curated record. Bases 284 to 838 code for a protein of 184 amino acids. Lineage: Eukaryota; Viridiplantae; Streptophyta; Magnoliopsida; Vitales; Vitaceae. The transcript has 3 exons.
CUCCACACUUAUCGGAUGAUGAUUGGAGGUGGCUCAUCCACUUUUGGAGUACACCUGAGGCCAAGGAUAUCUCAGAAAAAAACAAGGCAAAUAGGGCAAAGCAAGUGAUAAAGCAUACAUCGGGAUCAAAAAGUUAUGCUCAAAUUUGAUAUGAACAGGUUGGAAAUUUAUUAUUAAUAUGAUUUGUUUGUACAUAAAUAAUUCAUCAUAAAUAACUCAAUUGUUUUACUUGUAAGAAUAGGCACAAAAGAAAGAGGAUCGAAGUGAGCCUAAUAGAAUUGAGAUGUUUGCCUUGACACACACAAGAAAAGAUGGGACACCUGUUGAUGAUCAUUCUAAGGAGAUUAUGGAUCAAUUUCAGCAAUUACUAUCCCAACCUGAAGGGACAUCUUCUUUUACUUCUGCAUCAUUUGGAGCAUCUACAUCUAUAUCAUCUACAUCUGUAGCAUCUACAUAUGUAGAUGAGAUAUAUACUCGAGUCAUGGGUCCAGAGAGACAUGGUCGUGUUCGAGGGUAUGGAUUUGGUCCUACUCCUACCUUAGUCUUUGGUUCUACUAGUAGAAAGCGAUCAGGAGCUAUUCUUUCAACACAACUUGAAAAUGCCCAAGAGAUGCUAAUGGCUGCAGAACAAAAGUUUACAACUACAACUGAAGAACUCUCCAAUGUAAAAGAUGAACUCUCACAUGUGAAAGAAACAUUUGAAGAAAGGUUGAUAGAAAUUCAAAAGAAGACACGAGAAGAAGUGAAAGAAGAGUUUGAAGAAAAAAUGAUGGAAAUGCAAAGAAAAAUUCAAGCACAAAUUCAAGAACAGAUGAUGCAAAUGAUGCAACAAUUUUAG